Messenger RNA from Podospora bellae-mahoneyi, 729 nucleotides. RefSeq lists its product as uncharacterized. The transcript has 4 exons. Gene Ontology annotation, cellular component: cytoplasm. NCBI's taxonomy places the organism in Eukaryota, Fungi, Ascomycota, Sordariomycetes, Sordariales, Podosporaceae. The coding region runs from base 163 to 393 and encodes 76 amino acids. The record is from RefSeq and is a predicted model, not a curated record.
CCCGACCGACCCCCCGCUAAAGAUUCCAUACCGACACCACCAGAACCGCAUCACCAUCGCUAUCCUCCCCACGUUCCUGUCGAGACUGCCCCGCGCCGCCGAUAUCUGUCCAACUCUCGUCCGUUGCGAAAAUAAAUUUGUUCUCGGUCAACUAGAUUCACCAUGGUCCUGGCAAGGUUGACUCAUUAUGCCUUUGAUGCUGUGCUCGUUUCCACCAUCCUUGCGGGGAUGAAGCGCUCGACUGGCCUGACUUUCCAAGCAGAUCAGAUUGGCGAUUCGGACCAGGACCCCUUCAGGAAGUUCAUGAACCGCUACCUCGGUGUCGGCGAGUGGGUGAUGGAUCAGUCGGUUGCCAUUGCAGGCUCGAGCAAGUGGUUCAAGAGAACCCGGUAAAGCGCCUCCAUGCUUUCAUGACGAAACGAUCGAAACCGGAUGGCGGGGAAACAGGCGGUCGAGGCGAGGGGAGCAUAUGGACGCCAGCCUCCCUAUGGCUCAACUGGUUUGGGGCUGGCGGAGGAGAUCAUGAUCAUGAUCAUGUUCAUGUUAUGACCGGGCCGGGUACAUGCGGGCGGUUUUCGGGGUGCUUUUCUCGAGUCGCGCGGUCUUUUUUUGUUGGCGGCGUUCAUGGACUCUCCUUGACAAGAGAAGGGGAUGCAUUUUCUCCUCUUGGGAUUCUGAAUAUCGGAUUUGGUCCUAGGAUUUUUGCGCAAUACCAUUGGAAUUUUCCCA